UAAGAGCCGUUUGUGGCUACGUCUGGGACUGGAGGGAAGGUUGAAGUUGGGGGUGGGGUGAGGUGUAAAUUCGCUCCUAGGUUCUGAUUAGAACUAGACACCCAGCCCCUCAGUUCUCUUCCCCCACCCCACCCCACCCCCAGCGGAAUGGAUUCUCCUGAGACUAAGGGGGUUGCAGUUGGAGAAGAUGGUGCUGGCAGCAGCAGCAACAGCAAAUUCAGUGAGGCAGACAGUAGGGAUUGUAUCUUGGAGCCUCUUUCUCUGCCAGAAAGUCCAGGUGGCAUCACCACUUUAGAAGGUUCCCCAUCUGUGCCUUGUAUCUUCUGCGAAGAACAUUUUCCCGUGGCUGAACAAGACAAACUUCUGAAGCACAUGAUUAUUGAACACAAGAUUGUCAUAGCUGAUGUCAAGCUGGUUGCUGAUUUCCGAAGGUAUGUUUUAUACUGGAAGAAGAGGUUCACUGAGCAGCCUAUCACAGAUUUCUGUAGUGUGAUAAGAACCAAUUCCAAAGCUCCAUUUGAGGAGCAGGACAAUUAUUUUUUAUUAUGUGAUGUUUUACCAGAAGAUAGAGUUCUCAGAGAAGAGCUACAGAAACAGAGAUUGAAAGAAAUCCUAGAGCAGCAACAGCGUGAAAGAUAUGAUACCAGUUUCCAUGGAGUGUGUAUGUUUUGCAGUGAAGAAUUCACAGGAAACAGGUCUGUCCUUUUGAACCACAUGGCAAAAGAGCAUGCCUUCAACAUUGGAUUGCCAGACAAUAUUGUACAUUGCAGUGAAUUUCUCGAGACAUUACAGAAAAAGCUUGACAACUUGCAGUGCUUAUACUGUGAAAAGUUCUUCAGAGACAAAAAUACACUUAAGGAUCACAUGAGGAAAAAGCAGCAUCGCAAGAUCAAUGCUAAGAAUAGAGAAUAUGACCGAUUUUAUGUCAUUAAUUAUUUGGAGCUUGGAAAGUCCUGGGAAGAAGUUCAGUUGGAAGACGAUCGGGAACUGCUAGAUCAUCAGGAAGAUGACUGGUCUGAUUGGGAAGAACACCCUGUCUGUGCUGUCUGCUUGUUUUGUGAAAAACAAGCAGAUACUACUGAAAAAUUACGUGACCACAUGGAGGAUGCACAUGAAUUUGAUCUUCUGAAAAUAAAAUCCGACCUUGGAUUACAUUUCUAUCAGCAAGUAAAACUGGUCAACUUCAUUCGGAGGGAAGUUCACCAAUGUAGAUGUUAUGGCUGCCGUUUGAAAUUUACAUCCAAAGCAGAAUUAAGAAAUCACAUGGAGAAAACUAAACACAUAUCAAUGCUUCCUGAAAGAACCACAUGGGAUCAGCCACAGUAUUACUUUCCAACCUAUGAAAAUGACACCCUUCUGUGUGCACUGUCUGACAGCGAAGGUGACUUGAGUGCUGAGGGGCUGAAGAAAGAUGACAUCCCCGUCAUCAGUGAGGAUGUGCCCAAUCUACAGGCUCUGAAACAAGGCAGCGUUUUGAAACAUUUACUACAAGGAGAUGGCUCAAAAAGCCAGAGAAAACUGUAGCCAACAGCAGGAAUGUUGGGCUAGCUUUAAAACCCAAUCACAAAAGGACAGUUCAGAUUUCAACACAGGAUUUCAACCUAGAGAGCACCUUGGAGAUCAUCUUGUCCAACCUUAUCAUCUUAUAGACAAGAAAACUCAGCUCCUAGGAGGUUUGGUGAUUUGCCCUGGAGAAGACUAGGAGUAACUAGCAGAAUCAGUAUUCCAACUCAAGUCCCCUAAUUCUAAGAUAGAUCAAUCAAAAAAGGAGAAAACAUGGAAUUGUGGUCCAUAAUUCAGCAGGUCAUUAUUUGGCAUAAAGUCAACUGCCAAGGGAAAAUGAAGUCCAGACAACUUAAGUUUUAUUCUUUUGGAUGCUUGUAACUUCUCCAUAAAUUAUUCUGAAUAAAAUUUCCACAUGAAUUGUUCUGCAAAA
Molecule: messenger RNA, 1936 nt
Organism: Vombatus ursinus (common wombat)
Lineage: Eukaryota; Metazoa; Chordata; Mammalia; Diprotodontia; Vombatidae
Gene: ZNF277
Product: zinc finger protein 277
Exons: 12
Coding region: 148-1524 (458 amino acids)
Source: RefSeq, a predicted model, not a curated record